GGCAUGUGUUUUGUUGUGUGUCAUGCUUCCUCUUGCUACUCUUGGUUUUUGGUUCUGGCGAAAAAAGCGUGUUCUGUCCAAUAAAACGAGAAAAAAUCUGAUUUUAGGUCAUUCCUACUAUGCAUACGCAUGAGCAUUUCAAGGCGCCAGCGAAUGAAGACGAGCUCGAUGACAUUGAUGACGAUAUGGUAGUUGGUGUAAUAGCUGAAAUUGAACAGGAGGUGCUUAACGAAUCCGAGAGCGAUGACGAUGAAUACGAUUUGGUGGACAUGGGCGCACCAGAGCCGCAACAAGCUGAUGGCCACAGCAGCUCGAAUGAGAGCAUCAGCAGCGAUGGCAGUUUCGAUCCUAAUGCGGAAGACACAGACUCCGAUGAUUCAAUGAUAGAUGAGGCUGCAGCUGGUGGAGCGAGCAGUGCCAAGAGGCGCAAGGAGCAAACGGCAGCAGAUGGAGUGGGAGCAAGUGGUUCGGGCGCCAGUGGAGGUGCUGAUUAUUCACAUUUGGAUGACGAUGAUGAAACGGAUGAGACAGUGCGUGCUAUUAUAGCAGCUAUAAAGAAGCCACGCAGUGCACCGCCAGAAAUCAAAUUAGAGGAUUUCAUCACAGACAUUUGCUUCCAUCCAGAGCGCGAUAUAAUCGCUCUGGCGACCAUAAUUGGUGAUGUGCAUCUGUACGAGUAUGGUAACGAGGAGAAUAAACUGUUGCGCACCAUUGAGGUGCACGCCAAGGCCUGUCGCGAUGUCGAGUUCACGGAGGAUGGACGCAGUUUGAUUACAUGUUCCAAGGACAAGUGCGUCAUGGUCACCGACAUGGAAACGGAGAAGCUCAAGAAGCUAUACGAGACGGCACACGAUGAUGCCAUCAAUAAGCUGCAUGUGCUCGACGAGCGUCUAUUUGCCACUGGGGAUGACGCCGGCACCGUUAAGCUUUGGGAUUUUCGCACCAAAGAUGCCAUAUUCGAGCUGAAGGAGGUGGAGGAUCAGAUCACCCAAAUGCUAACCAACGAACAGAAUAAGCUGCUGUUGGCGACCAGUGCCGAUGGCUAUUUAACCACCUAUAAUAUCGGUGCUCGUAAAUUAUAUGUGCAAUCGGAGCCGUACGAGGAGGAGCUCAACUGCAUGGGCAUUUAUCGUGGCAGCUCCAAGCUGGUGGCGGGCACCUCUAAAGGACGCCUUUAUACAUACAAUUGGGGCUAUUUUGGCUAUCAUUGCGAUAUGUAUCCGGGCAUCAAGAGCCCCAUAAGUCUGAUGAUACCCAUUACGGAUAGGAUUGCCUGCGUGGCUGGCGAGGAUGGUAACAUUCGUGCCUGUCACAUUGCGCCCUACCGCAAUCUGGGCGUUGUGGGCCAGCAUAAUAUGCCCAUCGAAUCGCUGGACAUCAAUUGCAGCGGUGAACUGUUGGCAUCCUCGUCACACAACAACGAUGUGCGCUUUUGGAAUGUAAAAUAUUUCGAGGACUUUGGCGACAUCAAGUACAAUGAGAAGCACAAUGCCUACAAGGAGAAACGUCACAAUUUGCCCUCAUCCAAGUGCACAAACGCCUCGGACUUCUUUGCCGAUAUGACCAAGGAUCAUGACGAUGACGACAAUGAUGGUGGAAACGAUACAGCUGCUGGACCCAGUAAUGUAACCUAGACAUAGGAUGUCUCUAUCUCAGUCAUAAAAAAAUCUGUAGCUUGGCAUUAUAUAUAUAUCAUUGUUAAACAUUUAACAAUUUUUAGCUGUAGUUUUUAAGUCCUUGUGCUGUAAAAGCUUAAUAAAAG
This is a messenger RNA of Drosophila novamexicana, 1762 nucleotides long. RefSeq names its product WD repeat-containing protein 55 homolog. Gene Ontology annotation, molecular function: protein binding. The transcript is spliced from 2 exons. Lineage: Eukaryota; Metazoa; Arthropoda; Insecta; Diptera; Drosophilidae. The record is from RefSeq and is a predicted model, not a curated record. The coding region runs from base 120 to 1634 and encodes 504 amino acids.